Messenger RNA from Spinacia oleracea (spinach), 684 nucleotides. Its product is annotated as 60S ribosomal protein L35. Gene Ontology annotation, biological process: translation; maturation of LSU-rRNA from tricistronic rRNA transcript (SSU-rRNA, 5.8S rRNA, LSU-rRNA). Gene Ontology annotation, molecular function: structural constituent of ribosome; mRNA binding. The transcript has 4 exons. The record is from RefSeq and is a predicted model, not a curated record. The coding region runs from base 156 to 527 and encodes 123 amino acids. Gene Ontology annotation, cellular component: cytosolic large ribosomal subunit; ribosome. NCBI's taxonomy places the organism in Eukaryota, Viridiplantae, Streptophyta, Magnoliopsida, Caryophyllales, Amaranthaceae.
CCAUUAACCCGCAACCACAAACCACAUAUAUAAAAGGAACUUCCAUUCUUCCAUUAAACCCUUUCUAAAGCGAGCCAUUUUUGUGAUAGGGUUUCCAGAAUCCCAAAUUCGCCGUCGUCGCCGCCGCAUCAGCUAGCACCUCCAGAACCACAGAAAUGGCGAGAAUCAAACCCCAUGAGUUGAGGCAGAAGCCCAAGGCAGAUCUAUUGGCCCAGCUUAAGGAUCUCAAAGCUGAGCUCGCUCUCCUUCGCGUUGCCAAGGUUACCGGUGGCGCCCCUAACAAGCUCUCCAAGAUUAAGGUGGUGAGAUUAGGGAUUGCUCAAGUUUUGACAGUGAUGUCACAGAAGCAGAAGUCGGCGUUGAGGGAAGCUUACAGUAAAAAGAAGUUUUUGCCUCUUGAUCUUCGUCCCAAGAAGACCCGUGCUAUUCGUCGUCGCCUCACUAAGCAUCAGGCAUCCUUGAAGACUGAAAGGGAGAAGAAGAGGGAUAUGUACUACCCCAUGAGGAAGUAUGCCAUUAAGGUGUAGGCUUAGGAAUCUAUUAUCUAAGGGGGAUUUCUACAUUCCAUGGAAAUUUUGUUCAAAUGUUUUAACAUUUAAAAAUCGAGGUCCAGUUUAUGACAUUAGUAAUUUUCCUUCUAUUAUGUUGCGAGCAUUUUCUAUUAUCAAAUAGAUUUGUGUCCAA